AUGGCUUCCAACCAACCAACUCUUCUCCAGUACGCCAGAUUCUACAAUAUCGCAGAGGAUUCCACUCGAUAUUGUCCAAUUAAUUAUGCAGACGACAAAUGUGAGCCAAAAACUCCCAUUCCCCCUGUUGAGGGUCUCGACCCCGAACACCCAGAAGAACGCCUCAAAGAAAUCGACCGACGCUUCUGCACUGACCUCAUGAUGGAGAAGCUCCCAACUGAGCCCGAGGAUAUGAAGGUGCUGAGCGGAUGUCUCCAGCUCGACUCUGUCAAGGGAAAUAUCUGGCGUGGUAUCCUGCCUGAAGUGACAACAUCUGAUCAUAAAGGCGAGGCUCUUCUCCUCACAACCAUGGAUGAGAGAAUGGUCACUUCGUCCGAGUUCCAUUCCACCUUCGCUCAGAGUCCAGUUCCAUCUUCGCCUACCCCUUCGGUUCAUCUGGUCGUUCCUAGUGGCCCUGAUGUCCCUGUUGUUCCUAUGAAUACGCGUGAUGUCUUUGAUUACUACGAGUCCAGCAUGUCCAUGUCCCAGUCAAACAGUGUUGACGGUUUUACUGCGCUUGGCAAUGUGCCUGUCGAGUCCUCGAAUAUUACUACGACAUCCCAUCUUGCAGGAGAUGCCUUGCCCCCCAUCGUGGAUCCAUCGGGGACCGUGCAUCAGUUUGUCAGUAUUGAGUCUGACCCUGUUCCCUCUAUUCAUGAUCAAGAGAGCGAGACUUACGCUUCGAGCGUACUGAGCUCUGAGCAUCCCACCGAAAGUGAAUUCAGUGCAUUUGUUUUCGAUGACAACAUGUCCGCACCUACAUUCGAAGUCAGUCCAUACAACAAAUCGCAGCCCACCACUGUUUUUUCUCCUAGUCUGACCAAAGAAAAAGGAUUCUCCAUUGGCAGGGUUGGCAGCCAAAAAGCGCAAGCACCCAGAGCUCUGAAGGGAAAGAAAGGAACGAAAGCUUCUUUGGAGCCUGUGGCGGAUACUGGAAUACCUUAUGGACAGAAGGGAAUCGUGGCCGCUACUCUCAGUACGCUUCAUGAAGAUACACUUGUUGCGUCAAAGGGUACAUGUUCGAGUCCCUCAAUAACUCGGCCAGCAAAUGGUCAGAAUGUCACUCAGCUAGCACGAGAUCCGCAAAAUGCAAACGAUAACCAUGUUUCCUUCAGAACUCCUUGCGAGAAAAACCUCAAUACUAUGGCAGCACAUACUUCCUCAUCCGUGGACAAGAGAGACUCUUGCGUCGCUCAGCAGGAGCUGUUUCGCAUGAAACUGGGCUACAAGUCGCAUUCCACAGGAUUGAGGAAAGACCCUUUCAAGCCUCCACAUGAUGUUUCUCCCGUAGAUUAUACAGAGACCCCGAAAUCAUCCAACAAAGCGUUUGGUGGCCUCGGAUCUCUAUCCCUGUUUAUGCAAACCAGAGGUAGUGACGGAGGAUAUGCUACCUCGCCGCAUGAUCCAUCAUCCCUUUCCCUGGCAGCAUCCACGAGAAGUGGACAAGGCGAGUUUUCAAAUGUCCCUUCACUCUUGGGUGACAGUUCCCCAGACCCUGAUGAGAACCCUUCGGAUACCUCUCGUUCGCCGAGCCCUGCCUUCUCCAUGCAGGAAAGGGUGACCCGAUCGGCAUUCAACCCGCCGCCGAUAUUGUUCCUGUCUACCACCCUCCUGACAACCCACCCGUUGGUCGUACGAGAUAUGGAGAGGUGGCCAGAUAAUCCACCCAAAUUGAUCUAUCGGGAGUAUGGGGAUGCUUACUCAGAUUCCCGAUAUCACUACGAUGCAGAAAUCAUUCUGGCACCUGAUACUGGGCUUAUUCUGACGACCCCUCAUGAGCUGACACAGCGGUAUCUUCCAGGGCAUGGUCCAAGGGAUGCAAGGCUCAAUGGAAUCCAGGGAAUUGAUUCCCCGCUCAGAGAAAAGAUUUUCUGCCUCAUGCAUCGAUAUGCGCUUCUAGUUGUUCUCAUCUGCAAACCUGGCGGAGCAGACGUCAGCAGAGUUGCGAAUGACUCCCUGAUAAGGGAAAGCAACUUGCUCUCUCAAUUUUGUGACACCUACAAGGGAUUGUCCACAACAUUACUGAUACCGAUCCCGAACCACUCGUCAUACAUUGCAUUGUGGUGUUUCGGUAUGGGAAGGCUUCGAUACGAAUUGUUUCGCCCUGGCAUGAUGGAAAACAUCACGGAAGGGGAGUCAGAAUAUGAAGUCGCACUCCGCGACCUGGGAAUUAAUCCUUUCGCGGCGCGCUUUAUCUUAGAUAAAAUUCGCGUUAGUCGUUUCAACCCAUAUCCUAGUGUCCAUCCAUCUCCACCCUCUCAUGAGAUAGUUGCCAACGCCAGCUCAGAUUCAAGGGCUUUCGAUGUGUUCAUAACCAUGGAGUCCUUCGAGCGGAAUUUUGAAUACGGGUAUGUUAUUGGCGACGAGUUGAUUAGCAAGGUGUCGGAAGUGAUCGAAUUAAUGGGGUACUCGAUCAAUGGGGAUGAGACUGACAGUGAUGAUACUCAUGGUACUCAGAUCAGCUUUGAAUAG
Penicillium samsonianum is the source of this 2511-nucleotide messenger RNA. RefSeq lists its product as uncharacterized. The record is from RefSeq and is a predicted model, not a curated record. The transcript is spliced from 2 exons. Bases 1 to 2511 code for a protein of 836 amino acids. Lineage: Eukaryota; Fungi; Ascomycota; Eurotiomycetes; Eurotiales; Aspergillaceae.